UGAUGUUGUAGGCUGGGAUGGCACUUUACAAGAUUGUUCCCAAGAAUCCCUACUACUUCUGGUCAGUGAUGAGUUUGGUUAUGCAGGCGAUCUCUGCGCGUGACGAGAAGCUGGCGAAGACCAUGUUCCUGCCGCUGGCGGAGAGGAUGGUGGCGAAGAUGGUGAAAGAGGAGAAGAUUGAGGCAGAGGCUGAAGUUCAGCUUUAUUUCAUGAUUCUGGAGCGGCUAGGAAAAUACGUGGAGGCUCUGGAGGUGGUGAGGGGCAAGCUAGGAGAGAAGCUGACCAGCGAGCUGCAGAGCCGGGAGAACAAGUGCAUGGCUCUCUACAAGAAACUGGACCGGUGGCCCGAGUGCAAUGCGCUCUCCAGAAAACUCUUACUGACAAACCCAGAUGACUGGCAGUUCUUCCUGUCCUACUUUGAUUCCCUCUUCCAUGUAAUUGAUGAGUCCUGGUCCCCACCUGAAGAAGGCGAGCAUUCGUUAGAAGGUGAAGUGGAAUCCUCUAUAGCACAGGCUGUUAAAUUCGUUCUGGACAGGAUUUCCGUGGAGGAGGCGAAAGGAUCCCGGCAGCUGCGGGGACCAUACCUGGCCAGACUGGAGCUGAUCCAGAGACUCAGACAGAGGGGCAGCCCAGAGGAGAAGGAGCUGGGAGAGCCCCUCGAGCUCAUGUUCCAGUACUUUGAGAAGUUCGGGGACAAACCCUGCUGCAUUUCUGAUCUCAAGAUAUUUCUGGACCUUUUGGCACCCGACCAGCAUGUACAG
Molecule: messenger RNA, 761 nt
Organism: Polyodon spathula (Mississippi paddlefish)
Lineage: Eukaryota; Metazoa; Chordata; Actinopteri; Acipenseriformes; Polyodontidae
Product: N-alpha-acetyltransferase 25, NatB auxiliary subunit-like
Exons: 7
Biological process (GO): N-terminal peptidyl-methionine acetylation
Cellular component (GO): cytoplasm; NatB complex
Molecular function (GO): protein-N-terminal amino-acid acetyltransferase activity
Source: RefSeq, a predicted model, not a curated record